Lolium rigidum is the source of this 1417-nucleotide messenger RNA. RefSeq lists its product as uncharacterized. The record is from RefSeq and is a predicted model, not a curated record. The coding region runs from base 33 to 1208 and encodes 391 amino acids. Lineage: Eukaryota; Viridiplantae; Streptophyta; Magnoliopsida; Poales; Poaceae. The transcript has 6 exons.
CGAUCGCGCGCGCGCGCUCUCUGCCUGCUACGAUGGCCGCCGCCGAUGAUCUCGCCCGCAGAAUCGCAGCCUUCUUCCCUCUCCCCCGGCCUCCUCAGAAGCAGCAGCUCUCCGAAGUAGCCGCCGCCGUCCUAAGCGCGGGUGGCCGCCUCGGCCGCGCCGUGGGCGACGUCUUCCGCCGCCUGCGCAUCGACGACAGCCUCGACAUCGCCUUCGGGCAGCGGACCCGGAGAAUCUCCGGCGCCGGAUCUGCCGAUGACGCGCGGAGCAAGGGAGGGCUCACGGCCGGGGCGUCGCCCGAUCAUCCUGCGACCUCCGGGCGUUUCGCGCGGUCGCAGGGGAGCAUGAUCCUGUCGGCGGCGUUCGACAGCAGGACGAACGACGUGGAGAGCUCGGUGGCGGCACGCGGCGACCUCUGGCGCGCGGAGGCGUCGCACACCAGCAGCAGCAGACGCGGCGACGGCGGCGCAGCGCCGCUGUUCCUGGUGCAGCUCGGGCCGUUGCUCUUCCUCCGCGACACGACGCUCCUGUUCCCGGUACACCUUUCGAAGCGGCACCUCGUCUGGUACGGCUUCGAGCGCAAGAACGGAGUGCAUUCCGUGUGCCCGGCUUACUGGUCAGCUCAACGGAAAUGGUUCUUCAUGUCCAUGAUCUGUCUCAACCCAGUUGCUUGCUCGUUCAUGGACAUGCAAUUACCAAACGGGCAACUGAGAUAUGUAGCCGGCGACGGGUUCACGGCGCGCGGCUUCAUCCCAAUCAGCGACGGCGGCAUUCUCCAGGCCCACGGAAAAUUCCCAGGAGAGAAGAGAGUUAGUUUCUCCUACAAGAACCGGAGCGGAGGCAGCAUCACUCCAACGGUCCAGUGGCCCGACAAGUCCCUCUCGUUGGGGCUAGUCCAGGUGCUCUCCUGGAAGAGGUGUGGCCUCAUGCUGCAGCCAGCACUGCAGUUGAGCAUGUGCCCUACAUUCGGUGGGAGCCGCCCCGGAUUGUCCAUGGAGUUGGACCACUCAGUGAGCGAAAAUGCUAGCGUUGCUUGUGGCUACUCUCGAACUACUUCCCCUUCCGCCUAUGCUUCCGUAUCGAUCGGAAGAUCAAAGCUGAAUAGCGGUGCGGUAAGCUCAGGGUUAGUGUUCAGAGUAGACGCCCCUCUCCAUGGUUUUGGUCGGCCAUGGUUCUCGAUUCAGAUGAACAGUGGGCUCGAGUUCUGAAACUCAGAUUGAUUGGUGGGUGGCUCAAAUUUAUCGCAAAAGAGAAAUACAUACGGCUUUGCGAGUUGAAACACAUCUACAUGCAAUGUUAAUUUUGUACAUAUGGAUGACAAGGACUGUGUCAUUGAGAAUAUACAUGUUACAGAUCAUAUGAUCUGCCCGAAUUGAGGGAAACAACAUUUCAAACAUGGUCAAAUUUCUUCUUCUAA